UCCCUGCUCUCUCACAAAAAGCCUUUUCGUUAUCCGGUGCAUUUCCAAUGGAACUGGCGAGCAGGAGCGUUGGAGCAAUCACUCCGGUGAAAGGCCCUAGGUCAAAGAAUAAAGAAUCUUCUGAGAAUACCAAUCCCAAUGUCACGUCAAACUCUCCAGUAGUAAAUCGGCCAAGUCUCAGAAAUCAGCAUCGAAGAACCCUAAUCCAGUAAUCUAUUCGCCGCAACAUAAGAUCCGGCAGAGGAAGUUCGUGGUGGCGAAGAAGAAUCAGAAGAAAGAGGAUGGAGGUUCGAUGGUUACGUGCAAAUGCAAAGACAAAUACGAAGGGAAUCAUAAGAAGUGUCUCUGUGUGGCAUACGAGAAUCUCAGGGCGUCACAGGAAGAAUUCUUUAAGAAUCGUGGAGAUCAGGAUCAGUCUAAGACCGAUGAUAGGGCAGAGAGUGAACUUGAUAAAGUAAUAGAAAUGAGUUUGAUGAUCCAAGACCUUCGAAUUGGAGACAAUGAGUAUGAAGGGAAGAUAGAGGCUUGUGAAUUGGAAAAAGCUGACGCCGACGAGACGGAGUCGCCUAAUCAAGUAGGAAGUUCUACGGUGAAACGGAGGAGGGACAAGUUGCUCGAAGAUGCAAGGAACAGUGUUCCUGAGAAUGGAUCUGGACGAGUAAUGCAUUUGGUGAAGGCGUUCGAAAGGCUUCGGUCAAUACCUAAGUCAAAAGACUCGGAUCAGAACGAGGAGGAGGAGAAGCAACCAGAGGAAACUAAGAAGGCGAUGAAAUGGGCAUUGCCUGGAUUGCAACCUCCUAAACAAAUUGAAGCUGAGGAUUCUUCUUCUUCAUUCUGCCCAUCUCAGUUGAUUUUGACGUCCGAGAAUCUAGGCUUGGAUCCCCAAAUUUCGGUUUCUUCUUCCUGGGAUAGCAGCCGUGGAAGUAUAUCGAGCAGAACUUCUGGAGGUCGAAGGAGCCGCAGAAAUAGCUUGGAAUCAUCAUCCAGCACUUUAGGAAGAAGGAGUUGGAAAAAGAAGCAGCUAAAAGUCACGAGCCAAAAACCAUUCAAGCUGAGAACAGAGCAAAGGGGAAAGUUGAAGGAGGAAGAUUUUAUGAGGAAGGUGCAAGAGAUGAUGACCGAAGAAGAAAAGCAAAGGAUACCUAUUGCACAAGGCCUUCCUUGGACAACAGAUGAACCAGAGUGCUUGAUAAAGCCUCCGGUGAAGGAAGGUACCAGGCCUAUUGAUCUGAAGCUUCACAGUGAUUUGCGGGCCAUUGACCGAGCUGUCUUUGACCACCAGGUGGCAGAGAAGUUAAGUAUAAUAGAGCAAUACAAGAUGGAAAGGGAGAGACAACAAAAGUUAGCAGAAGAGGAAGAAAUCAGAAGGCUUAGAAAGGAACUGAUUCCAAAAGCACAACCUAUGCCUUAUUUUGACAGACCAUUCAUACCUAGGAGGUCAAUGAAGCAUCCAACUAUACCGAGAGAACCCAAGUUUCACAUUCCUCAGCAUAAGAAGAUCAAGUACUGCUUGUCAUGGAAUGACAUCAGCUCCUAUACCUAUAUUGACUAAGCUUCUCAUGCAGCUGGGGAGAGAAUCCAAACUGUUGGCCUGCAAUGGAGAUCAACCUCAUCUUGUUGGUUAUUGCUUCACCGCAGUUGGCAAUUCUGUAGCAGCUAUUACUUAAUUGGACCAUACACAUGUUCUAUGAAGUGGACCUGCAAUGCUUUGCCUUCAUAUACUAAUGGAGAGGCUCCUCUUGGUCACAUGUAUGGCCUGUCCUAAUUUCAAAGUACAUUUAUAUACGGAAUACCUUGUCAUGUGGAGAAGUUUCCGUUAUAUGUAGAAUGAGAUGGUCCAUUUUAAUGAGCACACACUGCUCUUAGUCAUUGGGUAUGGAAGCAAGACCUUGU
Messenger RNA from Neltuma alba, 1893 nucleotides. RefSeq lists its product as uncharacterized. Gene Ontology annotation, biological process: mitotic spindle assembly; activation of protein kinase activity; regulation of mitotic spindle organization. The record is from RefSeq and is a predicted model, not a curated record. Gene Ontology annotation, molecular function: microtubule binding; protein kinase activator activity. The coding region runs from base 293 to 1552 and encodes 419 amino acids. The transcript has 9 exons. NCBI's taxonomy places the organism in Eukaryota, Viridiplantae, Streptophyta, Magnoliopsida, Fabales, Fabaceae. Gene Ontology annotation, cellular component: spindle; nuclear microtubule.